UCUAUGUUCAAUAUGAAAAUGAAGUUCUCAAGUUUUAUAUUAUGUUUAGUGGCAAUCGUUGUGAACGUAAAUGCAGAGCCUUUUUUCGGAGUUAAAGUACAGGGAGGGUUUAAAACUGAAACGGAUGUGUCAUCUGUCGCCCAAGUGAUUACCGUUCCGAUUUCACAACUCAAAACAGCCAUCAGCACUUUUAACAAAAGUUACCCAUUCAGUACUGUGACGUUUAACGAUGGCGCCGACGGAUUGAACUUUUUAUACAACGGCAUUAUAAAUGAAAUACAGAAUUUUACAACUGUCCUGGGGAAUGCGGCUACCGACAGUCAAUCGAAUUCGACAGUGUUGUUUGAGAAUAUUCAAACGGCCUUGAGUGUGGCUCAGGAAUUCGUUAAUAAUGCUCCGUCGGAAAUAACGAAGAUUAGCACAUUUUCGACUAGUGCAGGCGCAGCUCUGACGGAUUCGUUCACAAUCGUUGGAAGCGUUUUGAAUGAUUUGUCCGAUGCACUGACAACAAUUGCGAAUGGUAUUACUACAAUUGAUGCAACAAUGAUUAUCACUUCGUCGUCGAUUUACAAAAUUGUUAACAAAUAUCAGCUGGCAAAUUUGAUCGGAGCCUUGAGUGUGCUGCAAUCGCAGAUAGACAUUAUAAAAGCCAAACUAGCAGACACGAUUUCGUCAAUAUCUGCUUCGGAAAGUCUAAUGAGUUCGUUUACUGGGAAGCUAACAACUGCGUUCGCUGGACUGGACACCUCUCUGUCUAACAGCUACAAUACAACAACAAAGUCGUCAGACGCAUUCCAACAACAGUUGUCUGCCACUCUCACUCAAUUGACCAGUGCCACCAGCAGUUUCAAUGAUAAGAUAAAAACAUUUACCGAUGACAUCAUUGGACCAAACGUAGCCAGUAUCAUCAAUACUACUACCGAGUUUAUUGAUUUCUAUGAAUACUUUUUGGACACACUGAUACCCAACUCGGAGGAAAAGUUCAACAACGUUGCGUACAUGGUGACGGAUUCCGUUCAAUCGGCUGGCCGAGACAUUCUGUUCAAUUCGUACCAAAUGUUGAACAAUGCAAUACAGAAUCUACCUUCGGCAUCGACUUGUGCUACUCAGUUCUUGAGUCCGCUUGUACAAUCACUAUCCACUAAUAUACCGACAUUCAGCACCUGUUUGAGUUUGAUUAAUCCACAAAAUGUGGCCGGUGACCAGGUGGUGGUGUUGAAAAAUCUUCUGGCGGAUCGUUUGUACUACGUCAACUUAUGGUCCAGCACGAUUGCGGGACUUACCGCGAAAAGUGAUGCCAGCAGCAGGAGAGCAGCUGUUCUUAAGCUUCUUACGAAAACCCCUUCAUCGAACGUGGAUGUGCAGCAACCGGCUUUGGCAGAUACUUACAGUAUUUUUGCUCAGAUAGUAUCCAACUUCAACGCUCUCCAGAAUCGCGUGGUCAUGUGUUUGACCCUGAAGAGCGUAGACUUUUCGGCUCUUAUCAUAGCCGCUUCGAAUAGCUAUUUCGGAUGCAUUAGAAGUGCCUAGACUGUCGCGGGGAAAGUUUUUCAAAAUUAUCAAUUUCAAUGUAAUGAAUUUUCUAUAUGGUUGUCAGUAAAUGUGGAUAUGAGAAUGGAAAAAUCCAUUUGUCUUUACUUUAUUCGAUCGAUCGGGACCGAUAAGAGUCUAAUGCAAAUAAAUAAUCGGCCCACUCAGCCCAGGCAUCAACAAAUCGAUGGUUAGUGGUUGAUAGCGUCGAAAGAGCGUGGACGAGUAUUUGAUAAAUGAAUCAUUCUCGUUAUUAUCAUAGUGGGAUGUACUAACAAGUUCAAAUUAAAAAUUCAUGAUACGAUGAUGAGUGUAGCUCCAACUAUGAUAGUUCG
This is a messenger RNA of Malaya genurostris, 1865 nucleotides long. RefSeq lists its product as uncharacterized. The transcript has 3 exons. The coding region runs from base 4 to 1530 and encodes 508 amino acids. The record is from RefSeq and is a predicted model, not a curated record. NCBI's taxonomy places the organism in Eukaryota, Metazoa, Arthropoda, Insecta, Diptera, Culicidae.